Megalops cyprinoides (Indo-Pacific tarpon) is the source of this 1513-nucleotide messenger RNA. It is a transcript of the gene skap2, whose product is annotated as src kinase associated phosphoprotein 2. Lineage: Eukaryota; Metazoa; Chordata; Actinopteri; Elopiformes; Megalopidae. Bases 149 to 1222 code for a protein of 357 amino acids. The transcript has 13 exons. Gene Ontology annotation, molecular function: protein binding. The record is from RefSeq and is a predicted model, not a curated record. Gene Ontology annotation, cellular component: cytoplasm; plasma membrane.
UGUUCCUGAAGCCGAAGCCGAAUGGGAAGGAGUUAGUUGCACUGAAUCAUUGAAAUGUUUCUGUCCACUUCCGUAUUUUACGGUAUAACAGAACUUCCGUGUUGUCUAGCCUGCUAAAUAGAGGACCUGGCCGAAAAGCGCACCCGCCAUGCCGUCAAUUCCAGAGGAUUUAAUAGCCCUAAUUUCAGAUUUGGAGUCUUUCCUGUCUGAUGGUCUGAAAGGGGAGAGUUUAAGCAAGAAGGUGAAAGAAAAGAGAGAGGCAUUUAUCAAAAGGAUUAAAGAGGUCAAGUCAAGUUACCCCUAUGACUUCAAGGAGAAGCGAGACACCGAGGAUUCAGAUGAAGUAGAUGAAGGGGACAGUAACAAUGAUGGGGGCUCACUACAUUCAGAGCGGACAGACAAGGACGAGGAUGGUGCUUACGACGGUGUUCAGCAGUCACCACCCAUACCUGCCCAGGAGCUUCCGUCUGUCUUCAAGGCUGGAUACCUGGAGAAGCGCAGGAAAGACCACAGCUUCUUUGGGACAGAGUGGCAGAAGAGAUGGUGUGCCCUUAGCAACCGCACAUUCUACUACUACGGGAGUGAAAAAGAUAAGCAGCAGAAAGGGGAGUUUUGCAUUGAUGGGUACAAUGUCAGAAUGAACAACACGCUGCGCAGAGAUAGCAAGAAAGAUUGCUGCUUCGAAAUCUCUGCUCCCGACAAGCGCGUAUAUCAGUUCACUGCCGCCUCUCAGAAGGAUGCGGAGGAGUGGGUGGAGCAGCUCCGUUUUGUGUUGAGAGACAUGGAGUCUGGGAUUAUCCCUGAGGACAUGGACGAGCAGGAGAUGUAUGAUGACAUUGGUGUUCCUGAGCAGCGUGUGUCUGCCCCGCCCCCGACCUCGGCCCCCGCCCCCGCCUCUACCCACUCGGAUGCCAUUGAUGAGGACAUCUACGAGGAGCUCCCAGAGGAAGACCUGCCUAAUCCUCCAAAGACAACAUCGGAGGCACUGAGCAAACCCCCCUCUCCCGCCGUGACAGUGAAUAAGAGCACAGACUAUAAGAGCUACUACCAGGGCAUGUGGGACUGCACUGGAGACCAUCCUGAUGAGCUGUCCUUCAAACGCGGAGAUUCCAUCUACAUACUGAGCAAGGAAUACCAGAAUUUUGGCUGGUGGGUUGGCGAGAUGAACGGUUCCAUCGGCAUUGUGCCCAAAGAUUACCUCAUGGAGAUGUAUGCUAUUUAGGAGGCAUGAGGGACAUCUAAAUCCCUUCCCCUCUACAGAGCUGCUGGGGAAAGGGAUUUGGAGACGGUGAUGGUACUUUGUAUUCCGAGUAAAGGAUGAGUUUGGUUUCAGCCAGUGUUUUCGUGCCUUAGCUUCUGUCCUGCAACUAACAAGUAGCAAAAAAGCCUAAUGCAUGUGAAUUUCUCUAAAGCUGUGCAAAAUGUUUUUUUAAAUAAACUCUCGUUUAUGUGUGUCAAUGUGAAGUAUUUCAUUUAGACAAAAAAUUAAAUUUGUCAGGUAUUUUCAAGGUAA